AUGUGCGAUUCAGACGAGGAUAACGCAUUCUCGCAUGAUUCUGGAUACAUCACGCCGCCUUUGUCUCCCACGAAAACCAUCAGCACUGAAGGAUGGCUCUCACCUCGCACACCAGGCUCCCCGCGCAAGACUCGCAGCUGUGUUUUUGUACGCGACAUGGGCGACAAUCCUUUCAUCACUCCUCCCCAUUCUCCUGCCAAAUUGAAGCCCAAAGCAGAUCUCGGUGUGCUUUCAAUACCAGAGCUACUGGCUACAUUCGAAUCGACUUCAUCACAUAUGGAAGACGGCUCGCCCACGAAGGCUAGGCACCUUUACAAUAGAUCGACAUCUCAUUCCUGCCAGCACGGUGCAACCGGUCGCUCGCAUAGUUAUUCAACGCCUGAACUUGGAAAGCGAUUGGAAGUCGAAUCACCCGCUCCAUCAAGUGAACUCGAACUCCAGGAGGAUGGUCAACUGCCGCACGAAUCGCACACGAGAUAUCUACAGCGUAACGGUCCAAAUGUCUCUGAAAGUCUCCUGACACAAACGAGUCGUUCCCACUCUCCUACUUUGAACGACGCUGGGGCUUUUGCAGCCGAAGAUCUCGACGAUAUACUAUCUAAUGCUGGUGUUGUCCUUGGAGAAGCUUCGCUAGCUCAUACUUGCCGCUCAUCAAUUCGUUGCCUCUCUUUCCCGCUCAGACCAAAUCAGUAUGCUGCAAGGGGUUGCCUGUUAUCGACACCCAGCCGGAUUGAUACAAGCACGCCUGAUCGUUUUAUUGCCAGUCGUCGCCCACCUGCCGUCACGCGGGAUAGCUUUAAACUUAACAGGCAUCUUCACCGGCUCGAGUCAGAGAGAGCGUCACAGCACGGUGCUCGCUCGCAUCCUGAUGCAUUUAGCCGAAGACUUCGCCGGAGUGGACGCUUAGUUAAUGAGCUGAGAGGUCUCCAAGAAGCACACUCUGCCAUCGUUGGAAGAGCUAGUGCACGCGAUAGGAACAACCACUUUAGACGAGGCUCUACCCCACUAGGCGCACGUCAAAUAAGUGCUGGGGCGGUUUGGAACGUCGGCGGGCCCUCCGCUGUGAGCGACACAGUAGUAGCUGUCUCUACUGGUAGAGGCGGUAUGCUUGGUCGUGGCACGAAUGCACCAUUGUAUCGGUCUGCCUUUCUUAACAGGGUAGAUCCAGAAGCUGAACUUGAAGCCUAUGAGCGCCGCCUUGCAUUGGCGCUUGACAUUGAUCAGACUGACCGUAUCCUGCAACACUCACCAGCAGAGACGAGUCCCAGAAUGCGCCGCAGCCUCCUUUCGUCACAUGUAAAGCAUGUUUGGCGCGAUGGAGUUUGGAUUAAAGAUGGUGUUAAUUCGCCUAAUCGCCGCUUGCAUCAAACCUCGCAAAGACCUGUGCCGGUUCUACCAUUCAGAUAUGUAUCAGAUGUGAUUGACAAUUUGGUCCUACUAAUCUGGUAUACAGUUCUCGAUGCUCCUCAGCUCCGAGAUGACUAUUACUGUACCUUGCUAGCUUACUGUCACACCUCGAAAUGCCUCGCGGUAGGUCUGGGGAACUUUGUCCAUCUUUGGUCAGAAAGAAGCGGCGUGGAGACACCCGAGUCACUCAACGUCAUCUCAGAUGAUGGUUUUGCGGAAAUACAGCACGUUACGUGCUUGGACUUCUCAUCGGUUCAAGGCGGCCAAGCCAUUCUUGCUGUAGGCCGAGCCGAUGGUCGCAUAUCACUUUGGAGUUCGUUCGACUCUGAACCGAGAUUCGAUGCGAGCCAGCCUAAGCCAGUCUCAUGUCUAUCGUGGAGGCCGACUACUGUCCUGCGACCUUCGCAGCGUGAUAGAGCAAUGGAUGUCCAGACCGAAGAACUUCUGGUUGGCGAUGAGGUAGGCCAUAUAUACAUCUACAGCAUCGAAUGGCCCUCGGAAACACAAAGUGCCAUCUUCGCCUGGCAUGGAGCCAUGAUACUUCUCGCUCGUCUUGCAAUUCACACCCAGCAAAUAUGCGGCCUUGCUUGGUCCGUGGAUGGCGAGCUCUUCGCAAGUGGCGGCAACGACAACAAUUGCUACCUCUUUGAAACAAAAAAGGUCUCGCAGUCCUCCACUCACGACCGUGACCGCCAUCAUCUCUCCACCACAGUCGACGUUCGCGAAGGCCCUUCGGGCGAAUCAAUCUACACCGUCAACAGCCGCCCAUCCCCUGUCCCACGCGUCCCCCAGACGUCUGCAAAACACAAAUGGACUCUCAACGCCGCCGUAAAAGCAAUAGCCUUUUGUCCAUGGCAACGCAGUCUCAUCGCCGUUAGUGGGGGCUCAAACGAUCGCUGCAUCUACUUUUAUCAUACGCGAUCGGGCGCCUGUCUGGCCACCAUCGACUGCGCCGCUCAGGUCACCAGCCUCAUCUGGUCGCAGACGAGGCGCGAAAUUGCUGCUACUUUUGGGUUUACGCAACCUGAGCACCCGUAUCGUGUUGCGGUGUUUGCAUGGCCGAGCUGCGAGCAGGUCGUCGCUGUGCCAUGGUGGGAUGAAAAUCGUGCGCUUUGUGCGGUGGCGUAUCCUGGGGGGCCGACGAGUGGGCCGCAGGGGGAUGACGCUGAUACGGGCGGGAGCAGUGCAAGUGCGAGAGGGGAAGAUGGUGUGUGGUCGAGACGGGGCAUUCAAGAAGGUUGUAUUGUUGUCGCGGCGAGCGACAUGGCUAUUAGGUUUCAUGAGAUUUGGUCGGAUAGAAAAGGGACCGUAUGCUCGGGAGAUCUUCUGUCGUCUGGCAUAGGGGGUCUAUUAGGGGAAGGUGAUCUGUUGGAAAGCUCGCACGGUGUCAACAGAGAGGAACCCGUGAUAAGAUGA
Messenger RNA from Plenodomus lingam JN3, 2823 nucleotides. The record is from RefSeq and is a predicted model, not a curated record. Lineage: Eukaryota; Fungi; Ascomycota; Dothideomycetes; Pleosporales; Leptosphaeriaceae.